UGUUGAUGUAAUAUUAAUUUAUAAACAAAUCAAAGCUACCGGCAUGUAGGUCUUGCAUGCAAAUCUGUUUAGUGUAUUCUUUGUGUUGCACAUGGAUCUUAUCUUGUUGAUUUUAUGUGAACUCUCCUACUAAAUCUGACUUGUCUUAGGCGGUAGUAUUCCAUGAUUUACAAUUUUUUACAUUAUUUUUCUCUGAUGCACUUUAAAAUAAGCAUCCUGGUUCAGACUUCAAACUGUCAGAGAGAUUGUAUAGCAUCAUAUUUGUGAUCACUAAAGUGGUAAUCGUCUUUGUCAUAUUUGUUGUUGAUCAUCUGAGCAUGUCAUGAUAGGUGGAAUAUCUUCAGAUAGUUACUCCGAGUUUCUGACCAAUAAUACCCAAGUGUAAAAAGAUCCAGAUCAGAUCAAGGUAGUUAUGAAGAUAAUUUAGCAGCUCCUGACACUUACCAAAUGAUUUGGGCUUGGUGAAAAUCGAACCAAGUAAUAGCCAACUUAGAACUUGGCUUGUUCAGAGAGAGGGCAUGCUAAGUCAAGCUAGGAAGCUAUCACCAUCACUGAAAAUUCAAUGAAACGUCUCCAUCAUGCUACUAAUUUUCAGAGUUGGUGACUGGAAAACUGUACUGGUCAAAAUGGAUAAAUGAUUCCACACAUAGUUAAUUGAUGUUCAAAGCAUUCAGUUUGACUGAGUACAAAUGUCAAUUGAAAUAAGGUGAGGUGUCAUGUUGAAAUUGGCUGACAGUCUCAUUCAUGGUAAGGUUCCAUGGCCAGUUGGAGCAUGUAUGUUGAUUGUUAUUCCAGAUAGUUGUCUGCAAGAUUGAAAAAUUCUACUAGGGUUCUUCUGGAUUCAUGAAAAGUGUGGUGAAGUCAAGCGCAUAUGAAAUUGCUUCUUCUCUUUGUCACCAAUGUAUCACAAUUCUUGCUAAAAAAUGGGGGAAGAAAAUGUACCACAAAUAUAUCACGGAGGUUUGCAGGAAGUCAGGAACUCAGUGGAGGACACGUAGCUGAAGGUUUGAUUUUCAUCUAUGAGCUCACAAAGCUUUAAAUUCUUACUUGCAUGCGUCACAGAGAUUAUAAUGAUUUUAUUUAGUGCAAACUGAUGCUUGCUGAAUCAGUCUUGUUAUCUUAAUUUCUUAGCCUUUUUAUCGCCAUGAAAUUCUGACAUGAGCAAGGAAUAGAGUGGUUCAGUGGCUCCACAAUGAGUUGUUGCUGUUAUUUUCUUGUUCUUGUCAUGAUUGCUUGUUUGUCCUCCUGGACGACAACCACUACCCUGGCUGAUCCUCGGGCAACGGUGGUUCGUGAGUUCUGCAACAAAACCCGAGAUGACGGCCCUGGAGCAGUUUGGGCCAACAACUUUGUCGUUUCCUUCGACAACUUGAACUCAGAUCUUGAGCAAAAGGGAUGGGGGAUAACUUCCGUUGGGCAAGAUCCUAUUACCUUCUAUGCGCUUGUGCAAUGUCUGGAAGAUCUCAGCAAGGUCGACUGCACGCUCUGCUACUCAGAAAUAAGGUCUCUUCUACCAAAAUGCUAUCCUGAAAUUGGAGGCCGGAUAUAUCUUGAUGGCUGCUUCAUGAGGUAUGCAAAUUACUCUUUCUUUGACGAGAUCAUGGACUCGUUGGACACAAGUGUGUGCUCCUCCAGUAACCACAGCUCAGACCAGCAGGGUUUUAGUUCUGCUGUGAAUACUGUGUUGAGUAAUGUCACUACCUUGGCUGUCAAGAGCAACAGAGGAUUUGCAGUUAGUUCAGCUUUUAGAUCAAUGGAAGUUGCAGCUUAUGCACUUGGUCAGUGCUGGGAGAACCUGAACACUUCGAGCUGUGCAGCCUGCCUCAGUGCAGCUGCAGCAUCGGUGGCCAAGUGUGCACCAGCAGAGGAAGGCCGUGCACUCUUUGCUGGCUGCUUCAUUAGAUAUUCGACAGCACCUUUUUGGAACACAGAGGAUUCUGUGUCAAGGCUCAGCUCAAAGAAACGGGUUGUUCUUUGGACAGUCCUGAGUUCCUCUGUUUGUGUCAUACUUGUACUUAUCAUCUCAGUAUUGGCAUGGCAGAAGAAGAAAGCUCGUCAGGCAAGAGAAAGAUCACUGAAAGCUGCAGAUUUGUAUGGCUCUGAACUUCCUGCGAGGAUUUCUCAAUCAGGUCUGAAUUUCAGUUAUAAGGAUUUAAAGAAAGCAACAUGUUCGUUCGAUUUAACGAACAAGAUAGGCCAAGGCAGCAACGGUACUGUGUACAAGGCUAUUCUUCCUGGUGGGAAUGAAGUCGCUGCAAAGAGAUUGUUCCUGAACACAAAACAGUGUAUCGAUCAGUUCUUCAAUGAAGUUGAUGUGAUAAGCCAAGUGCGUCACAAAAAUUUGGUGAAAUUGCUUGGAUGCAGUGUCGAUGGCCCAGAAAGCUUCUUGAUAUAUGAGUACCACUUCAACAGGAGCUUAGAUCUGUUCAUAUUCACUGAUGACCAGAACAGGCAUUUGGAUUGGAAACAAAGGUUUGAUAUUAUUUAUGGCAUAGCAGAGGGUCUAUGCUACCUCCACGAAGAAUCAGAAACUCGGAUCAUUCACCGGGACAUCAAAGCCAGCAAUGUCCUCUUGGAUCAAAAGCUGAAGCCAAAAAUCACCGACUUCGGGCUUGCUCGAGUCCUCUGCGGUGACAGAACACAUCUUACGACAGGAAUCGCUGGGACUGUUGGUUACAUGGCUCCUGAGUAUGUUGUGCACGGACAUCUCACCAAGAAGGCAGAUGUGUACAGCUUCGGCGUGCUGGUUAUCGAGAUCGUCACCGGGAAGCGGUGUUGUGGGUCGACGGGGUCUCACUCCGGGCAUUCACUUUUGGCAGAGGUGUGGCUUAGUUACAAGGCUAACACGGUGGAGAAGAUCGUUGACGCGAGACUGCGGCAGCAGGUGGGCGCCUUCGAAGAAAUCACGCGCGUUGUGCAGGUCGGGCUGCUGUGCACACAGGCCAACCCCGACGAGCGGCCGGCCAUGUCGAGAGUGGUGGAGCUGCUGAGGGACAGGGACGGAGCACGUGGCGACGCGGGGUUCGUCCUGGGCGGCCCGCCGUUCUUCGAGGUCGACGUGGCGGGAGGUGGUGGCGGCAAUGAAGCAUCCACGCUGUUGCCCACUUGCCCUGAUUGAAGCUGGGUCUCCGAUGAAGUCUCCGCCGGUUCGUAUUCUGAGUUCAGUAGUAUUCAGAUGAUUGCUGGACCUACAGUGCUUUACUGCUUUUAUGGUUUUUUUCUGAAUCUGAAUGGGCAUUUUCCCAUCUGAGCUGCAGUGACGUUGAAACUGUUCGUUUUGCAUGCCUCUUCAUGUAAUGCACCUUGAACUAUACGAGUCCACUUUCAACGAUGAAA
This is a messenger RNA of Panicum hallii, 3336 nucleotides long. RefSeq names its product cysteine-rich receptor-like protein kinase 2. Bases 1193 to 3118 code for a protein of 641 amino acids. Gene Ontology annotation, biological process: protein phosphorylation. NCBI's taxonomy places the organism in Eukaryota, Viridiplantae, Streptophyta, Magnoliopsida, Poales, Poaceae. The transcript is spliced from 8 exons. The record is from RefSeq and is a predicted model, not a curated record. Gene Ontology annotation, molecular function: protein kinase activity; ATP binding.